This is a messenger RNA of Rotaria socialis, 938 nucleotides long. The record is from the annotation of a GenBank genome assembly. Lineage: Eukaryota; Metazoa; Rotifera; Eurotatoria; Philodinida; Philodinidae.
AACGGUUGUGCGAGAAGAUGGCUCUUCGAAAAUUUGUUCGUCUUAGAUUCAUGGCCAGUAUUUAUUCAAGAAUUCACAAAAGAGUUUGCACCAACAUUACUCACGGAAGAUAUUGUGUCUCAAGUAAAUCAAUGUGUGCCCGUGCUGAUUGAAACGAUAGCAUGUUAUGAUGAUUCUGUCAUGAUUGAACUUGAUGAUAUCUAUCCAGCGGAGAUAGCCCAUCUUACGAGACAUUUUUACUUAACCAUCGUCGCCUUCAUUCUCAACAUAUACUUGAUUAUAUAGCAAAUCAGAAGCGUAAAGAAGAAUUAAUAGAAUUGCAUGAAAAUGUUUUAUUUAGUACUGUUUUACUGAAAUAUGUUGAUGAAAAUUAUGAAACUGAGUGGCCUGAAGGUAACGAAUCGUGGUUCAUACAUGAUGAACGGCCACAACGCAAUCAGUUUAUUGCACUCAAGAAAAAUAAAAUGGUACCCAGUUCGACAUUCAACAUUGUCGAAGACUCGCCAUCACAACUGUCCUGCGUCUGUGAGUGUGUCUCGUCAUUAUUCGUUCACCAAUCGAAUGAAAUGAUAUUGCCCUUACAAACAGCUAUGUGUAAACCCGAAACACUACGGAAGCAGAAACCAUUAUUCAACGAAGAAGUAGUAAAACACAAUAUUAUUGUCGAUUUUUAUUCUGACUCUAGUCAGCUCGAUACUAUAAUCGUUUCACUAAAACUAAAUACAAUUCACUCAAAACAUUCACUACAAUCCAAUAUUACUGAAAUAGUCUCGUCUGGCAUAAAUUUUAUCACUCUUCUAUUUUUUAGUAUGGUGUUUAGAAGUAUCGUUCGUUUUAUACUUCUUUAUUAUCAUAGAAAAACUCCUUAUUUAAUUAAUAAUAUGAGACUAAAUACUAAGAAUUACUUUGACUGGUUUAGAACUUUAGCUGUACCCUAA